Molecule: messenger RNA, 2412 nt
Organism: Sesamum indicum (sesame)
Lineage: Eukaryota; Viridiplantae; Streptophyta; Magnoliopsida; Lamiales; Pedaliaceae
Product: O-fucosyltransferase 31
Source: RefSeq, a predicted model, not a curated record
UUGCUCCCAAGAAUACACUCAAUAUCAGUCAAGCUGUUUCUUGUACUUUCCUGAGUAUAUGUUUUUGUAUGUGUGUGUGUUUUGGAACAGCGUCGUUUCAAGCCAUUGCUUUCUCACCGUGUUAUUGUUAUGAUAAGUGCGUGUGUGUGUCUGUGAGGGUGAUACAAGAUUUACUUUUUUGGGUUCUUGAACAAUUUGGGGCGUAUUAAUUGCUUUUUCAGAGAAAACCCCAUAAAUUUUCCCGGGUGAUUUGUCAAGAAAAGAUUCAUUUUUUUUUUAUUUUCUGUUUGUAGAAUGUGGUUUUUCUGAUAGAGGGGGGUGGAAGUAUACUGUUUUCAAGUACAUAGGGGAGGGAUAGGUGGGCAUGUGAGAUGCUUUUACUGAGGCUGAUAAUGAAGAUGGCCCCUCUUUAAAUGUUGUAUUCUCUCUCUCUCUCUCUCCCCCCUUCAUCAAAGUCACUUUGGUGGAGUGUUCCAAGAUUGAGACUUGAAGCCCAUUUGUUUUAAUUAAUAAAAUAACAAUUCUGCUGCAGUAGAAUUAAAGAUCAAGACCCAUUUUUGUCAUUGUUAUUAUUAUGAGGCAGAACUCUCUUUCUCAUAGUAAUAGCCAUAGAAGAGAAGCCAUGGCUGGUGCCCUUGUGCUGCUGUUGCCCUUCCUGUUUCCUAGCCUUUUCACUCCUUUGAGCCAUGCCUUACCAUCUGUUUUCUCGGAGUGGAAUGCUCCAAAGCCAAGACAUUCUCGUUUACUUAAGAGUGCCCUUCAGCGACAAACUCCUGAUGAACAACUGGCUGACCUGUGGAGGCCUCUGGCCCAGCAACAAUGGAAACGUUGUGCCCGAUCUGACAGUGUGUCCUCAUUACCAGAGAAGUCGCAAGGGUAUAUUCAGGUGUUCCUUGAUGGAGGACUAAAUCAGCAAAGGAUGGGUAUUUGUGAUGCAGUUGCUGUUGCUAAAAUUUUGAACGCAACUCUCAUAAUCCCACAUCUUGAAGUAAAUCCUGUUUGGCAAGAUUCAAGCACAUUCAUGGAUAUAUUUGAUGUGGAUCACUUCAUUAAUGUAUUGAAAGAUGACAUAUCUAUAGUCAAAGAGUUGCCUGAUGAAUAUUUUUGGAGCACGAGGGAGUAUUAUGCUACAGCCAUUCGAGCUACCAGAAUAAAAACAGCACCUGUUCAUGCUUCAGCAAACUGGUAUAUAGAGAAUGUAUUGCCUGUGCUGCAGAGUUACGGGAUUGCUGCAAUUGCCCCAUUUUCUCACCGUCUGGCUUUUGACAAUAUGCCCGAGGACAUCCAACGACUACGAUGUAAAGUCAACUUCCAAGCAUUAGUUUUUGUUCCUCACAUAAGAGCUCUUGGGGAUGCUCUCGUUACCCGUCUUAGAUAUCCCCCGAGCACAAGUGAAGUGGACGGCAGUAAUUACCUAAGGCAAGUCAGUGAUUCUAAAGACAAGCAAGGGACUGGGAAGUUUGUUGUCCUUCAUCUUCGUUUUGACAAGGAUAUGGCUGCCCACUCAGCUUGUGACUUUGGUGGAGGCAAGGCUGAAAAAUUGGCUCUGGCGAAGUACCGACAAGUUAUAUGGCAGGGAAGGGUGUUGAAUUCUCAAUUUACCGACGAGGAGUUGAGGAGUCGAGGACGGUGCCCGUUGACUCCUGAGGAAAUUGGAUUGCUGCUGGCAGCUUUGGGAUUCGACAACAGUACUCGUUUGUAUCUUGCGUCCCACAAGGUAUAUGGUGGGGAAGCUAGGAUCUCGACCUUGCGGAGUUUGUUUCCUCAUAUGGAAGACAAAAAGAGCCUGGCCUCUUCAGAAGAAAGAGCUCAAAUUAAAGGGAAGGCAUCCUUGUUAGCAGCAGUUGAUUACUACGUCAGCAUGCACAGUGAUAUCUUCAUUUCUGCCUCACCAGGAAACAUGCACAACGCUGUGGUUGGCCAUCGGACGUACGAGAACAAGAAGACCAUAAGACCUAGCAUGACAUUAUUAGGGCAGCUGUUCUUGAACAAGAACCUGACUUGGCCAGAGUUCCAAGACGCCGUGGUGGAAGGGCACAAGAACAGGCAAGGGCAGCUCCGGCUGCGUAAACCACAGCAGUCCAUAUACACAUAUCCUGCUCCAGAUUGCAUGUGCAAUGCUUGAGAUCGUCUCUUUGUUACUACAGUUCACGGUGCCGAUCUCCUACAAAUUGCAGCAGCAGCAGCUACCGUUUCUUGCUUGUACUAUUUAUUUAGAAUAAGUUAUGACCCCUCCUUUCAUGUUCAGGUAUAGUCCCUCGUGAUCGUACGAGGCAUUCAUCCGGGUCGGAAUCGUUGGUCUUGUGGUUUGAAGUACAAAUUGAUGAACAGCAGCAGUUAGGUUAUUGGUGUAAUAUGUGUUACUGGGAUCCCUAUGAUUAUUUUGUUUAUCCCACCUUGCUUUGCUCUUUA